This is a messenger RNA of Brassica oleracea var. oleracea, 858 nucleotides long. RefSeq lists its product as uncharacterized. The coding region runs from base 1 to 858 and encodes 285 amino acids. The record is from RefSeq and is a predicted model, not a curated record. NCBI's taxonomy places the organism in Eukaryota, Viridiplantae, Streptophyta, Magnoliopsida, Brassicales, Brassicaceae. The transcript has a single exon.
AUGGCAAGGACUUCUCUGUUGUUAUCUUUAGCCUUAGUUCUAGUCAUCGCCUCCGUCUCGGCUCACCCACCUAAUCCCAAGAAAACACAAAAGAACAUAUGUCCACCUACUUUGGGGGGAAUCCAAACCAUCCCUUCCAAUGAAAUCUCCAAGUUCAUCGAAGGAAAGGCCAAGUCCGCACCAAACAGCGCUCAGUUCAACGCUUUGUUCUCCAUAUGCAAAACCUUCAGCAACCAGCUCGCAGCCUUCAAGGUUGCAGGCGUUAGGAACGUGAUUCGCGUGGCCUACACCAAAUACGCUAUGAUAGCCAAGGCGAUGUUUGCGGCUGAAGCAGCUAUUGGUAUUGAAGGUUCCCUUGCGGCUAAGCUCGAGAAGAGCUACAACGUUAUGGCUGGAUGUUUUGUUAAGCUUGAGGAAAAGAUUGCUGAGGUCUCGGCCAAGUAUAAGUUCAAUGCUAACGCUAUGAUAAGCCAAGGGGAUAGGGACAAGAUCGACGAAUGUUUGAUUAACUUGAAGGGUGCCAUUACUGUUUUCGUGAAGGUGAUCACUGAGUGCACCAUGAAGUUCUCUUCCGUGAAUCAAAUCGGCAUCCCUCUUGUUCGCGGCAGCGGCGGCGGUCUCAUCGGUGCUUUCACCAAGAACGGCGUCGGUUUUGGCUCUAACUUGAUCGGUUUAAGCGGCCACAGCCAAGCUGAAGCUAAGGUUGGAGUUCAAAGUCAUGUCGGAGGCAGGAGAUUGUUCGGGGGGUUCUUUGACUUGGGAGGAUUCGUUAAGUACGAUGCGGCGGGUAAGGCAAAGUUCAGAGGAGAUGGAGAGUUCAAAUCACGGGUCCACCCUAGCAAGAAACACUUAGACUGA